Messenger RNA from Ceratitis capitata (Mediterranean fruit fly), 1567 nucleotides. Its product is annotated as RNA/RNP complex-1-interacting phosphatase. Gene Ontology annotation, biological process: protein dephosphorylation. The transcript has 8 exons. Gene Ontology annotation, molecular function: polynucleotide 5'-phosphatase activity; protein tyrosine/serine/threonine phosphatase activity. The record is from RefSeq and is a predicted model, not a curated record. NCBI's taxonomy places the organism in Eukaryota, Metazoa, Arthropoda, Insecta, Diptera, Tephritidae. Bases 242 to 1432 code for a protein of 396 amino acids.
UUUUUCAAUUUGAGAGAUUUGAGUGGUUUGUUGCGAAUUUCUCAACGGGAGUGGCAUCCCUGCGUAACAUCUGACCACUGUAUGCGUGCGCGUGAAAUGUCAAAUAAUUUCAUAAACAUUUAUAUUUUGUAAAAUAAUAAAUUAUUGUAUAUAUACGAAAAAUACUGAUUUCAAAGUGUAUUCGCGUUUGCUUAAUUAUUUUUUGUUGUCCGUACGACAACUUUCAAAGAGUACUUGCGCUAUGGCUCCUUCGAUACCGGACAGAUGGCUAAACUAUUUACCUGUGGGCAAACGUGUUGAGGGCACUCGCUUUAUUGCAUUUAAGGUGCCGUUGCGGGAGACCGUUAAUGUGAAUGUGGAAGAAAAAAAGCGCCUAGAUGUAAACAUUUUAUUGAAAACAGUGCCUAAAUUAGGUAUGAUAAUAGAUUUGACCAAUACCUCCAGAUAUUAUAAUCCAGAUUCCUUCGUAAGUCAAGGUUUGGAAUAUAAUAAAUUAAUGAUUCCCGGUCAUCACACUCCUCAGAAAAAUUUAGUUAACAAAUUUAAAGAUAUGGUGCUGAGCUACUUAAAGAAAAACCCUGAUAAUGAUAAACUCAUUGGUGUACACUGUACGCAUGGCGUCAAUCGCACUGGCUACCUCAUAUGCAAUUUCAUGAUAUCUGAGCUGGAUAUGAAACCGGAGGAGGCAAUAGAUAAAUUCAAUACUUCACGUGGUCAUCAAAUCGAACGCAAAAACUAUUUGGACUCAUUACUUGAUUUAAACAAGCUGAAACAGUCUGGCGUACGGGCAGAUAAGCCGCUCGUCAAAGAGCCUAUCUCUUGGCGGGCACCUGCUGAACGGCUUUCUUGGCGCACACUUGCUGAGCCUGCCUUGCCGCCAUCGCCACAAGUGUUUGAUAAGCGCGAUCGCUUCGAACGUUUUCGUCAGGAAUCAAAUGCGCAGCGACAACAUACUACACGACCUCCGCCUCAAAGAUUCGAAAAUAAUAAUACUUUUAAUCGGUCAGGUGGCAAUAAUCGCAAUUAUAGUAGUCGAUAUGUAAAUGGAAGCAGGUCGCAAGUUGCCUCGAAUUUUCCUCAAAACAAUUCAAAUCAUAAUAAUUAUCAUACAAUUAACACUACUAAUAACCAAUUUGUAGCGCAUGCCUAUGAGAGCCACAGAUAUGAUGAGCAGCCAAAUCGUAAUCAUUACAAAGUGGAUAAUCGAUUUGUAGAUCGGAGGCAGUACAGACCUCAUCCAUACCAAAAACCGCGUGUCGAAGAGUCGAGAUCCUCUGCAUACCGGAAGUCCCGGUUUGAUGAGUCGAGGUCCUCUGCUAGCCAGAAGUCACGAUUUGACGCGUCGAGGUCCUCUGGAUACCAGAAGCCACGAUUUGACGAGUCCAGACCUCAUACGAGUGCAUACCGAAAUCGACCAUUUCAACGUGAAUAGCAUACAUUUAGGCUCAACAUUUUUUUUACUCUAAAUUAAAAUGGGUAUACAUACCGACAUAUGCCGACAAAUAAUAAUCAUUAUUAAGUAGAGCAAAAGAAUAUUUACAUAUAUAUGUACAUACACAUUUACUUG